GGAGGUCCUUGGCAACACCGAACCAGAUAGACACGAAAAUACAUUGUAACAAGAAUCAGCUAACAUUGUUUACCUAAUGAAUUAAUGCGUCAAGGAACCAAAGAAGAGUCACUGUGUGCCACGGGUCCAAGGAUUCGACAGCAUUCAUAUCUGGAGGAGUGGGCUACUCAAAUUUCAAUCUGGAAAUGUUAUCGACAAUGUUCUGCACUGAUUCGAUGCAUUAAUUCAGAUUUCUAACCUCAACAUCUAGGCUACUGUACAUCAUUCCAAAAAUAAGCCAUGGGGCAUCCUCCUCUUGAGUUCAGCGACUGCUAUGAGGAUAGUCCGGAUUUUAGAGAAAGACUCAAAUGCUAUGAAUUAGAAUUGGAAAGAACAAGCAAAUUUCUCAAAGAUGUAAUCAAAGACGGCAACAGUGUAAUCAAUGCAAUCAAGGGUUAUUCAGUGGCAGUGCAGAAGUUCUCCCAGACACUCGGUGUGUUCCAGUUUGACUUCAUUGGUGAUUCUCUGACAGAUGAUGAGAUGAACAUUGCGGAGUCUUUCCAGGAGUUUGCUGGUCUCCUACAGGAAGUGGAGGAUGACAGGAUGAUGCUGGUUCAGAAUGCUUGUGAUCUACUUAUCAAGCCACUGGAGAAGUUUCGCAAGGAGCAAAUAGGAGUGACAAAGGAAAGAAGGAAGAAGUUUGAGAAAGAGAGUGAAAAAUAUUACUCUCAGUUAGAUAAACAUCUGAAUUUGUCUGCUAAGAAGAAGGAAACUCAGCUGCAGGAGGCUGAUGAGCUGCUGGACAAAGAGAGGCGGAACUUCUAUGAGUCGUCAGUGGAAUAUGUGUACCAGAUCCAGCAGGUGCAGGACAGGAAGAAGUUUGAUGUGGUGGAGCCUGUGCUGGCAUUUCUUCACAGUAUCCUGACACUCAACAACCUGACGGUGGAGAUGACUCAGGACUUCAUGCCCUAUAAGCAAGAGCUGCAGCUCAGCUUGCAGAAUACGCGGAACCACUUUGAGAGCACUCGUGAGGAGAUGGAGGAGCUGAUGAAGAGAAUGAAGCAUCCAACCCAGAUUGGUAAAAUGCACAGCCAACCAGUCAUUGAGGGCUACUUGUACUCUCAGGAGAAGUGGGCCUUGGGUGUGUCAUGGGUGAAGUACUACUGUAAGUAUCACAAAGACAGCAAGCUGUUUGUCAUGGUCCCUGCUGAACCAAAGCCUGCAACCAAACUGGUAGGUCAUAAAAUGGGUCGUAUAAUCUGUAUAAGACACUUGGAACAACUAUCUGUCACAUCUCUGAUAUUUGAUCAGACUCAAUGGAAUGAUUUAAAGGCACAUGAGCUCAUAUAUUACUUGUGUUUUUACUAUUUUAUUAACUUUCUCCAAAGCUUUAAUGUAGAGAUUCUCUCGAGUCCUCUCUCCCCCACCUUUUACCUACACACUCAUGGUUUCUUCCAGGGCCCCACAGAGCUGAAGCUUAAAUCCUGCUUCCGUAGAAAGACAGAGUCCAUAGACAAGCGCUUCUGCUUUGAUAUUGAAACUUGCGAGAGAAACACACCUGUCACACUCCAGGCAGUUUCGGAGGCCAACAGGAAGUUGUGGAUGGAGGCCAUGUAUGGAAAAGAGCCUAUUUAUCAUUCCCCAAUUCACAAGCAAGCUGAAAUGGAAUUGAAUGAAGUUGGAUUCAAGUUUGUGAGAAAAUGCAUCAACUUUGUUGAAACUAAAGGACUCACACAAGAAGGAGUCUACAGAACUGUUGGCAGCAACAUCCAAGUCCAGAAGCUUUUAAAUGUAUUUUUUGACCAGAAAUGCCCAGGGGAUGUGGAUUUCCACAGCAGUGACUGGGACAUAAAAACCAUAACCAGUGCCAUGAAGUUUUAUCUCAGGAGUCUAGCAGAGCCUCUGAUGACCUAUGGUCUCAACAGGGACCUCAUCUUAGCAGCAAAAUCGGAUAAUCUAGAUGAUCGACUGGGUGCAAUCCACUGCCUGACGUACAAACUCCCAGGGAAGAAUCGAGAAAUGCUAAGCCUACUGAUCCAACACCUGGUCAAUGUCUGCGGUAACAGUGGGGACAACCUGAUGACUCCCUCCAACAUGGGUGUGAUCUUUGGCCCCACCCUGAUGAGGGCAAAGGAGGAGACUGUGGCAGCCAUGUUGGAUAUAAAGUUCCAGAACAUUGUUGUUGAGAUUCUCAUUGAGGACUAUACCAAGAUCUUCUGCAGCGCACCAGAUGAGAGUUCCGCAGCUCCACCGAUGCCUCCUCCAAGGAUCACCCCAAGGAAACGGCAACCAAUCACCAUCGCCAAGCGUCCGCUCCGCAUCUGCCUAGCAGUUAAUUGUGGCCAGCUCCAGAACACUGAGAAUGAGCAGAAUGGCAGCAGACCAGAGGGGGUGGAUUUUGGCGGGGACACCCCAACGAGCCCCACACCUCUCCAAAGGACCAAACCCAUCACCGCCCCUCUACGGCUCCACAGGGACACUCAAAGGCAGGCCCUCCUGCCCAAGCCAUCCACCCGACAGGACAGACACUCAGACUCUGACGUUGCCAAACUGGUCGCUAAGCUACAAGACGGAGGUCAGAGGCCAGAUACAGCAGCAACAGUCAAUGGUGAGACAGGAGUCACUGUGAACCGAGCGCAGUCCUUCCAAUGUAGGAGACCACCUCCUCGAAGUGUUGCAGUCAUCAGAGAAGCAAAAAGUGAUGGCAUGAUAAAAACGAGGUCUCUAGCUGAGAAGCCAGCCAUCUGCAGACCUCCAACCAGACCCCCUGACCCCCCUAGCCGAUACCCUGCACCCCACAAGAGCCCCACUGCAGCCCCCAGCGAGGACACCCCAGCGUCGUAUGUUGCUUCCAAAGCCAAGUUUUUUGAGAAUGCUUCAAGGCAAUUUGGAAGCUCAUCGGUCUCACCUCCAGCAUCUACUUUACUCAAUGUGAAAGAGGAGAAUUUAAGUUGAUGAGUCUGUUACCAUGGCCUCUACUCCUGUCACUGACCUGUGGAAUUGCAGUGAGCAUCUGGACACAUACUGUACUGUAGUGGAACAAAGGAAACAGAGUGCAUUUUGUCCUGUCUGUGGACACCCUCCUGCUUGUUGCUAUGAGGGACCCAAUUAACAUGUUUAAUUUGUGAUAAAGCAGCUCCAGUCUAGAUAUUAAAAAACAUCUGUUUAUUAAAGGAGGCCUGUAUAUGUCUCUGUCUGAUUCAGAUCUUGGAGAUUCUGGCAACUGGAUCAAUAUUUAUACAUUCUAUGGGAUCAAACCAAUAAUGAUGUAAUUUAAACAAAAACAAUUUACCUGUUAACUGAAUGAUGUAAUGUUAACUAAAUGAAUCCUAGUCCAAGUGGCUAGUUCCAGUAUACAGUUAUUUGACUUUUAAACUGCUCGAAAACAAGCUACUGUAGCUACCUAAUACCAUUUGGAUUCACAUACAUGUAGGCUAUACUGUAGUACCCUACUGUAACAGGUUGAAAUGAAAGCAAGCGACUCAGUUGUAGCACAAUAUUGUUAACUACAGUGGUAUCUAAUGCAAAACUGAGAGCCAAAGGUGCAGAAGUCUCAGUUGUUAUUUUACUGCUGCCGUUGAAUUAUUUGUUACUUUUAUUUUAAACUUUUUACUUAUCUAUUUUUUUACUUAACACUUAUUUUUCUUAAGAACAUGGGAAUGGUUGUGAUUUUUUUGUUAGAGACACUUUCUCUCUAACAGCAUCUAACAUAGUGUGACAGAGAGUGGAUCCUUAUUCAUUACUUAUUAUUUGCUAUCAUGGUUGGUUAAGUAGGACUUUAACCUUAAGCUUAACCAAAUUGAAUUAUGGUAUUCAGCACAUCAGAAUUCCUGUGGUCUGUUUUCAAUCACCAAAGUGCAUCAUGAACAGAAGGAGUAUAGUCAACAGUCCUAUCAUAUAACUCAAAUCAAAUAACAUUUUAUUUGUCACGUGCCAAAUACAGCAGCCCUUACAGUGGAAUGCUUACUUACAAGCCAACAAUGCUUUAAGAAGUUAAGAACCCUUAAAGCUGGAAUCCCUACAUUCAUAGUGGUGAAACUGCCAUGUUCAUUUGCGAUAUUACAACAACAAAAACGCUUGGACAACCAACACUGUUUCCUUCCCCUUCGUACAUCAUUGCACACACAAUAGAACAGCACAGUAUGUACAACGACUUGUUUUUACCACGAUGCUACUAUCCUCUUCAUAAUCAAAACAAAUAAGAUAUGUGCCUGGGGGCGACUAUUGAUGCUGUUUCAACUCAUGCAGAUCUCAUAACUAAAUUAUUUUGGAUAGUGGAAUCCAAAUUAGCACUGGUUAAUUUGAAGGCUCAGCAGUCCUAGUUUUUGCCAUUGUUAUUUUGUUGAAGCCGAUGGUUGGCAUCUCUCCAUUUCCAUUUGGGUACUGUCAUUCAUACAACACUCCAACAUGAAUGUUUAUUAAGUAGUGUCAUGUAUGUACUGUGACUAAGACCAUAAUUUACUGUUGAAGCCGGAAGUUUAUAUGCAUCUUAGCCAAAUACAUUUAAACUCAGUUUUUCACAAUCCCUGACAUUUAAUCCUAGUAAAAAUUCCCUGUUUUAGGUCAGUUAGAAUCACCACUUUAUUUUAAGAA
Oncorhynchus gorbuscha (pink salmon) is the source of this 4572-nucleotide messenger RNA. Its product is annotated as oligophrenin-1-like. The transcript has 23 exons. Gene Ontology annotation, cellular component: cytoplasm. Gene Ontology annotation, molecular function: protein binding; GTPase activator activity. Lineage: Eukaryota; Metazoa; Chordata; Actinopteri; Salmoniformes; Salmonidae. The record is from RefSeq and is a predicted model, not a curated record. Gene Ontology annotation, biological process: signal transduction. The coding region runs from base 280 to 2934 and encodes 884 amino acids.